GUUAGUACAAAUCAGCAUCCAGUUCAUUGUCUGGGAUCGAUGCGAACAAUUAUAAGUGGAAUCGCAAUGAAGUUGUUUAUAUGCCUGUCAGCGCUUUUGUUGGUUUCAGCUAACGCUGAAUCAGAUCAAAAGAAAUCUGAUGCCAAUGCAGUGCCAUUGGAGAAAAAGUUGGACAAACGUGGUUUGCUGAAUCUGGGCUACGGGUACGGAAUCAACGGUCUUGACGUUGGGUACAUUGGUGGACAUGGCCAUUUGGGAGGAGCCUACCAUUCGGCUCCCGUCCAAGGAUACGGUCAUGGACAUGCCGUCCAUGGAUACGGUCAUGGAAAUGCCGUCCAUGGAUACGGUCAUGGAAAUGCCAUCCAUGGAUACGGUGGACAUGGACAGGGUUUCUUGCUGGGAGGACAUACCGAUGUAACCAAAACCAUUACCCUGCUGAAGGGAGUGCCAGUGCCAUACACUGUGGAGAAACAUGUGCCUUACACCGUUGAGAAGCAUGUGCCAUACCCAGUGAAAGUCCCAAUCCCGCAGCCAUACGAGGUUGUGAAGCACGUUCCUGUGCAUUAUAAGGAAUACGUUAAGGUCCCCGUCCAUGUGCCAGCUCCGUACCCAGUCGAGAAGAAGGUUCCGUACCCAGUGCAUGUUCCAGUAGAUCGUCCAUACCCCGUCAAGGUGCUGGUACCUCAGCCCUACACCGUCGAGAAGCACAUUCCAUACCCGGUGAAGGUGCCAGUCCCACAGCCGUACGAAGUGACCAAGCAUGUCCAAGUGCCCGUUAAGGUCGAGGUUCCAGUGCCAGUGCCGUACACCGUCGAAAGGAAGGUUCCAGUUGAAGUUAAGGUUCCGGUUGACCGUCCCUACCCAGUCCAUGUCCCUGCCCCAUACCCAGUCCCGGUGGAGAAGCCCGUUCCAUACACCGUCGAAAAGCCCUACCCAGUCGAGGUGAAGGUCCCCGUUGACCGUCCCUAUCCCGUUCCGGUUGAAAGGCCCGUCCCAUACCCAGUCAAGGUCCCGUAUCCGCAGCCCUACUACGUCGAGAAGCACGUCCCAUACACCGUCGAGAAGCCCGUCCCCGUUCCGGUCAAGUUCCCCAUUGAUCGCCCAUACCCGGUGACCGUCGAGAAGCACAUCCCAGUGGAGAAACCCGUCCCAGUGCCGGUGAAGGUUCCGGUUGCCGUUCCCGUGUACUCUCCGAAAUACCACCACCACCACCAAGAACCUCUGCAGCACCAUUACGAUACCAGCUACACGAGCUUCAGCGGCUACGGACACGAUUACAGCUAUCACCAUUAAGCACCAUUAUUGGACGGAACUGUCACUGCCAGUAAAAGUUAACCACCACUCAUCAUCACCACCACCAACGAUCGCGGAACACUCCAUCCCGUGAAACCAAGCAAAAACUGCACCUGAAAACAAGAAACUCAAAACAAUGCCACCUUAAUUUGUUACCAAGUUUUUAAAGUUUUCAUUUUUCUUCAAAGCAACUCUAUUCUUUCAUAGUUUUCUUUCAUAGUUUUGAAUAGCUACCGCGAGG
Molecule: messenger RNA, 1534 nt
Organism: Ochlerotatus camptorhynchus
Lineage: Eukaryota; Metazoa; Arthropoda; Insecta; Diptera; Culicidae
Exons: 3
Coding region: 40-1293 (417 amino acids)
Source: RefSeq, a predicted model, not a curated record